Molecule: messenger RNA, 719 nt
Organism: Xenia sp. Carnegie-2017
Lineage: Eukaryota; Metazoa; Cnidaria; Anthozoa; Malacalcyonacea; Xeniidae
Exons: 3
Coding region: 138-719 (193 amino acids)
Source: RefSeq, a predicted model, not a curated record
AGCCUGCAGUGUUACACUGCGACUCUACGUCUGCUAUGAUAAACAGAUAGCAUCAUUUUUCUCAAGACUUUUAACGGUAUAUUGACAAAUUUCUGAUUUGAACAAGUUCUUCACUCCUCUCGACAAAGAAAAUAAAGAUGAUAUCAAGCUCAACAAAAGCGUUUCUUUGGUCUCUUAUAAUCCUGUCUAUUUGUGGGCAAAUAGUAAAUGGAAAUGACGACAUAUCAAUCUGCAAGAAAAGCUUAGAGACACUAAAGGAUAACGUGGAAGAAUGGAUGGAAACCUGCGUUGAUAAAGAUGGCAAUGACGAUAACACAACUGCAUGCAAGGAAGUAAAACAAUACAACAAAGAAAUGAUGCAAAUGCAAACAGAAAUGUGUUUUUACGAAGAAUUUUAUCCAAAGCCAUAUUUGAUUAUUAUGAGCUUUGAUAAAGUAUACACUGUCGAUUCUAUUACUGGAGAUAUUCAUGUCAGCUCUAUUAAUGGAUCCAGUAAGAAUAAAUUUGACCAUGCAUCAAGAUAUAAUGACAUCGAAAUUGAUGUAGUUGAGAAUGUGCUUUACUACAUUGAUGACAAAGACAUCAAACGAGGAAAUUUUGACUUGACUAGAAACGAAAUUUUGCGAAAAAUGUUUCUGCUCGUGAUAUUACAGUUGACUGGAUUGGUCGUCGUAUCUUUUACAUUGACUCCACAAACAUUAUCUACCAAAUUUGUUUGA